Diaporthe batatas is the source of this 1212-nucleotide messenger RNA. RefSeq lists its product as uncharacterized. NCBI's taxonomy places the organism in Eukaryota, Fungi, Ascomycota, Sordariomycetes, Diaporthales, Diaporthaceae. The transcript has 2 exons. Gene Ontology annotation, molecular function: protein binding. The record is from RefSeq and is a predicted model, not a curated record. The coding region runs from base 450 to 1100 and encodes 216 amino acids.
CUUAGGUACACAGGUACCUAGGCACACUCAAUCAUAUCGACUCUCAUCUCGGCUCUGAAAUUCAACUGGCCAAUUCAGUGGAAAGUGCAGAGACGGCUCAAUGCCCGGCUGGUAGCUUCGGCAAAGGCAUGCGCAGAACCACAACUCGAGCAAGAAGGUCAUUCUCGUCUCUACACCUUGGUUGCAAUAACUUUUCAUGGAAUUCCCAGUUUCUACAUUUGCUGACCACUCUGGCCCCUGGAUCCAAACGUACCGGCAAGCAAGGUCGGGCGCCAAUGUGAUGUGUGUCCCUUCCCCAGGCAACCACAUUUCGUACAAGCCAUCUUGCCGUUUCCCAACCCGUGCCAUUUCCAUCAAUUCAUCACUCAUCGUUUCCUCGAAAACAAUCUGCAGUCCCCUGAAACAAACCACCUCACCUUACAAAGCCAUACUCUCGAACAGGGCACAUCAUGACUUCCCUGCUAUGCUGCCAUAUCCCUGUUCAGACCACCAAGUCAGCAGACCUGGGAAAUGACGAGUUGGUCACCGCCAACCACAGCAUUGAGGCGUCGGCACCGAGGCCACAGACCAACUUAAUGGACUUGCCGACGGAACUUCAUCUUCUUAUCAGCAAGGAGCUCACGUAUCCUGACGCGCUCUCCCUAAAACAUACCAGCCGUCACUUCUACAACCUGGUCGACACUGGCGUUCGGCUCAAGGUGGCGUGGCUAAUGGAGAGGAGAAUGCUGCACCUGGACUGUCCAAACGACCGGAAGUGCAACCUGCGUUCUGACCUCGAGUUUUGCAGGGGUAGCGUAACGUGUGUCAUCUAUAUAAUCACCACACUGCAACAUCUGUCUCGGAUUUCGCUGACAUUCAGCACCAACAGUCUCCUAAUACAAAGGCGUCGGGAGCACAUCGAAUGUGAGUCCCGGCCAGGCCUCGGCUGCUUAGUCUUUGCAACUCCGCAAUGCGCCUAUCGGCGGGACUGGAGGACUGCCUGGAGACGCUGGAUGAAACGGCAGAUCACAGUUGAGAUCUGGUGGAUUGUGCUGGCCGCAAUCCCACUGAUAUUGGGCUGGCUCUGGAUGGCGGAGCUCACGAACUGGGCAGUGGCCUGAGAUACACUUAAUGGGGUCUUUCGAUUAGAGUCUCCAAGCUACCCUAGGGUAGUGGUCCAAACACCUGAAAGCGAUUAAGAGACAGAAAGUCAUUUUUCCUGAGGGAUAUGAA